Molecule: messenger RNA, 606 nt
Organism: Rhodofomes roseus
Lineage: Eukaryota; Fungi; Basidiomycota; Agaricomycetes; Polyporales; Fomitopsidaceae
Exons: 4
Coding region: 1-606 (201 amino acids)
Source: RefSeq, a predicted model, not a curated record
AUGCUCACGACUUGCCCCAUCUGCUUGGUCUCUCUCGCGACAGAUGGGCCUGCCUUGAUUGCCAUCAAGACGUGCGGUCAUGUCAUGUGCACGGAUUGCCUGGAGCAAAUCCGUAACACGCCCCUCUUCUCGCACUGUCAUCUAUGCAGAGAACCGUUUCGACCUACUACUGACCUCGUCCGGGUUCAACUGAAGUUCGGAGAACCGGAGUAUAACCCUAAGUUGUUCUGGAAUCUGAUCCGCAGAAAGGCGGCUCAGCUUCAAGAAGAGCGAGUCAUCAUCGACGGGGAGCGAGAGCGUCUUCGCGCGUCGAAGCAAGCCCUGCAUCGACGCAAUCAGGUUCAGCAUGACCGCAUCCACUCCCACGAGGGUACGCUGCGCAAAUUGCGAGACCGUACGUCGGACAUCCAUGCCGAGGUAGAACAACUGCGGCUCGAGCUUCGCGAGGAGUUGAGCAGGAUCUCCUACAUCCUGGAUAGCCUCUACAACUCCAUAACCGUCUCCUAUAUACCUGGUCACAUCGUGAUAUCAAUCGAGCUCGCCGCGUACUUCGCGACCAAGUCUUCACCUAAAUCGCAGACCUGGACCAGCCUCGACUACAUCUGA